AUGGCUUCCGGCUUUGAUCCCGGUCUCAAUCUUCGCGCGACCGAUGUUGAUAUUUAUUGUCUGCCAAUAGAACUGCCAUUUAUGGAAUAUUCCAAGCAGAAGGCUUUUGAGAAGCUCAGACCACCAUGUGUCAACCUCAGCUCUGUAGCGCUCAAAUUUCGAGGCCAGCAAGCUUCCAUCAAAAACCUUCUACUAGCACUAGAAGCUGCUCAUGCUGUGAUCAUAGACCUCGGCAGGCAUGACGCUCUUGACGAGAAGCUUGCUGAAUAUGCUUUCUUCCCUCUCUCAACCGUGUUCAACGAGUCUCAGAAGCUCUCGUCCCGCUGCUUGGAGCUAGCAGUACAAUGUCUACAGGUUCUAGUGUCUCGAGGAUGGCGACGAAAGUUGCAACCAGAGAUGGGCAAGCAGUUGCUCAUCCUCCUAAGUCUGCUCGCCGGAGGCUCCCCCACUCGAUCCAGGGACAACGCUCCGUCCGAAGAACUUGUCUCCACUUGCUUCGAAUGCAUGAACACUCUUUUUGAUUUCCUGAGUCAAGUUGCUCAGCACGUAUUUGACGAGAUCGGUGCAAAAACCAUUGUUGACCAGAGUGUAUAUUUGUUGCUUGAAGCACUUACCGACAGUCCCUCGGAGAGUGUCCAGCUUUCAGCUGCAAAUGCUUUGCAGAGCUUACUCUCCAAGAUAAGUAACCGGAUUCUCUUAGCCAGUCUACUACCUCGAGUAGUCUCUGCUCUUACCAAAGCUUUGACUCGGAGCACUCAGAUCCGAAGGACUCACAAAGUCCUUGUUUGCCUACUUGAACUGCUAAGCCAUAUUUUGACAGAUGUCUUAGCUGAUGAGAUUGCAUUCAAUGAAACAGAGUCAUCAGGUAGUGGGAACGAAGUCGCAAUGCAAAGGCCAGAGAUCACGGAAGGCUCUCUGAUCCUGGAUGACAAGUGGCUGAAAGCUACUGCCUCCCAAGUCAAGCUCGCGCUGGCCAAUGUAGUCAAGUUACGCAACCAUGACAGGCAAGAGGUGCGACAUGCACUCUUCAAGCUAUGCCUAGCGAUGUGUGAGAAAUGCUUGAAGACACUGUCCGACUCACUGCAGCUCAACAUCGAGACUAUGGUUAUGCUUGCAGGUCGUGAUGGAAUUGAUUCUCUGGCACAAGAAAAGCAGCUACUGAAGCAUCUUAUACUGUCGAACUCUGCAUUGAUGGAUUUGCUUAGAAGUAGCUUGGACACAUGGAUAAUCGCACUUCCACGUGUGAUACAAGGGAAUGAUGACAGGGCGAAGCGGCAAGUCCUGCAACAGAUCUCUAUCGCCUUUCAGAUUGUUCUUGAAUCUGGAGACGCUUCCGACUUAUUGAAUGAUUAUCUUGCAAGCAGCUUGGUACAAAGCGUUUCGAUGGCAGUGGAGGGAUCUCAGGCGGUUUCUUUGCUCAGAGUUUCCGAAGCUCCUUCGCCUGCGCAAAUGGUACAGUUCCAGGAACAGUACCAUACCAGAAGUUUCGAGCCGGUCAUCCUGGAUGGAAAGGGUAGCUUGAAUCCGUUAGUGGAAUUACAUGCCUUGAUAAGUCAAAUGAGGAACUCUUCGGCAAGCGAGUCGUUAACAAGAUCAAUGAUGGUAAGAAUCGGGCAGUCUUCGGGUACCCAACAGUUAUCAUCACUUUGGUUGUGCCUCAUGUUUCUUAGUAGGGACAAUCCAUCGUUCUCUAUUUCCGAUUUCCUCGAUAUUCCUAGCGAAUCAUAUGAUGCCACUCCAUACCUCAUUUCAGACCUGUAUUCUGUCACUCUACCGUUGCUCUUGGCCAGCACAACGACCUUCUCCAUCUACGACUGGCGAAUCCCUGCACUCGCACUCGAAUCCACAAUCCUUCAGGCAAAACAGCUAGGAAGGUCUUAUCGACCGGAAUUGAUUGACACUCUGUACCCGAUACUAUCCCUUCUCGGAUCCCCAGAACCACGUUUGCAGUCUCAUGCUAUGACAGCGCUCAAUCUUCUUGCAAUGGCCUGCGAAUAUGCCAAUACAUCCACAAUGCUGGUAGAGAAUGUUGACUACCUGAUCAAUUCGAUCGCUCUCAAGCUCAAUACGUUUGACAUUUCCCCACAAGGACCACAGGUUCUGCUCAUGUUAUUACGCCUGUGUGGUGCGAGACUCAUUCCAUAUCUGGACGACUUGAUUGGUAGCAUUUUCGCAGCACUGGAUAAUUUUCAUGGCUAUCCCCGGCUCGUGGAGUUGCUCUUCGAUGUGCUCGGUGUGGCUGUUGAUGAGGCGGCCAAGAACCCUGCUCUGACUAUCACGAACGGCAUGGAGGAGCCUAAGCAUAGAAAGACUGCAUAUCAGCCUUCUACGAUAGAAGAUAUCUUGCAAGACAUUCGAGCACAUAAAGAACGGAAGGAGAGACGCGAUGCGGAAGAUCUAGUGCGGCCGGGAGAUGACAAUGCAUCACAAUCAGCACCUCAUCGACCAUGGACCUCGAAUUUGGACGGUCCUAAGACCUCAAAGAAAGAUCAAGAGACACAAGAAACAGAAUUUGAUGACAACGAAGAACAACCCUCCAGCCAGGCCGCAGAAGAAGCAAAAGAGUCCCCACUCUCCAAACCACACACCCUUCUCCUAUCCAUUGCCCGCUCAACAAUACCGCAUCUCUCCUCCCCAUCGCCUCGCGUCCGCCUCAUCCUUCUACAACUCUUGACCCGCAUUACCCCAUUAUUAUCCCGGCACGAAAACUCGUUCCUCCCGCUCGUGAACGACGUCUGGCCAGCCAUCCUACCGCGGCUAUUUCCGUCAGAAAGCAAAAGCACAGCCACUAGUAGUAGUGAACAAGAAGAGCCAGAGCAGGAUCCAGCUUACGUCACCAUCGCAGCAGCGGACACCAUGGCAGCCAUCUGCGUCAGUGCAGGCGGUUUCAUGAGUGGGCGAAUUGAGAGUAUCUUCCCGAGCCUGGAGAAACUGUACCGCAGAAUCUGGAGCGAAGUCAAGCAGGACCGACUGAGGAUGGCGCAGCACCGUGGUCCCACAAGGAGAUUAGCCCUGUCCAGCGAAAACGACGCAGCAUCGGUAUCGUCACCGGGCGCGAAUCUGAAAGGCACUGUAGACCUUCGGAUCGUCGAAUCGCCUCCUAUUCCCAGCCGCACGAACCCCCCCAUCGGCAGCAACAGCAGCAACACCUCAACCACCCACCAACUCCACAUCCAAACCUCAACGACACAGACUCAAACCUCGAAAAUCCACACCUCCCUUCUCAACCUCCUGACCACCAUCCUCCUCCACACGUCCAUCCCCGCAACCUCGGAGAUCGGCGAUGCGAUCCUUGCGCUCCUCAGCCCUAUCAUGGAUGAACCUGGUCGGGAACACGUGCGCGAGGCGCUGGAAGUUUGGAACGCGGAUGCGGUGUGGGUUGUUAGAGAAAUAGGGGCGAUGGAGAGGGAGAUGAGGGAGGGUAGGAGGACGGUUGGGGACUGGACAUUAAGAGGUCAGGGGGGGAGGGGCCAAGGAGAGGAGGAAAGUGGUUGUGAAGACGGGAAUCGGUGCGGAUUAGAAGAUGUGGUGUCUUGA
This is a messenger RNA of Endocarpon pusillum Z07020, 3537 nucleotides long. RefSeq lists its product as uncharacterized. NCBI's taxonomy places the organism in Eukaryota, Fungi, Ascomycota, Eurotiomycetes, Verrucariales, Verrucariaceae. Bases 1 to 3537 code for a protein of 1178 amino acids. Gene Ontology annotation, biological process: chromatin remodeling. The record is from RefSeq and is a predicted model, not a curated record. The transcript is spliced from 3 exons. Gene Ontology annotation, cellular component: cytoplasm.